AUGAGUCACUCACUAUCACGAUAUGAAAUCAUCGACUCCUUGGAAGCAAUUCUCAGUGCCCAAUCCGAGGGACACUGGGAUACGCUAAAAUCUUUACUCCAGCCAACCGUGGCGGUCAACAACAACUCUCUACAACGAGACACAUUCAUCGCCCAUCUGCGCUCUGAUGUCGAGAAUAAUAAUACUUCUUCAAAACUCGACAGCUCUGUUAUAGACGUCAACGCGCAGGCCAUUGCUGCCAGAGUCAUCAAGACCCAGUCUACUUCAUCAGAUGAGAGCUUCCAGUAUCAAGAGAUUGUGUUAGCAUGGUUCACAGAUGGUCAACUCUCAGCCAUCAAAUCGCUACAAGAUAAUGAUUCUCGACGUGCCAGAGAACCUUCAGCGACGAGCACACCGGCACAUCUCCUGGAGAGUUUCAACCCCACGACUGUUGAUCUCGAUUCGACUUAUCGCCAAUACAUCGGAAGCAUCAACGAGAAGACAAUGGAGACCACUUUUGAAACAUUUUGCAAGCCGCUGGUGACGCACAAUACCCACGAGAAAACCAUUGCGGAGUACAUAUCCCUGAUCCAAGAAAGUCAAGAAGCCAUUCAGGGCUUGUAUUUUGACAUCCAGGAUCUGCUCGUCGAUAAGCAGUCUGGUCGAGUUGCUGCUAGGCUGGAAUUUACAGGUGUUCCAGUCAAAACUUGGGCUGACGUCAAGCCUAAUGGACAAGGGGUCAAUUUUCAUGAACAUGUCAUGUAUUGGUUGGAGGAAGGCAAAAUUCACUGGGUCUGGUCUAUUGUGGACUUGGAUACAUACCGAGAACAGUGUCGCGGUAAAGAUUAG
Fusarium venenatum is the source of this 828-nucleotide messenger RNA. RefSeq lists its product as uncharacterized. Gene Ontology annotation, biological process: polyketide metabolic process. Lineage: Eukaryota; Fungi; Ascomycota; Sordariomycetes; Hypocreales; Nectriaceae. The record is from RefSeq and is a predicted model, not a curated record.